Achroia grisella is the source of this 2066-nucleotide messenger RNA. It is a transcript of the gene Etf-QO, whose product is annotated as electron transfer flavoprotein-ubiquinone oxidoreductase, mitochondrial. Gene Ontology annotation, biological process: electron transport chain. The record is from RefSeq and is a predicted model, not a curated record. The transcript is spliced from 15 exons. Gene Ontology annotation, cellular component: mitochondrial inner membrane. Gene Ontology annotation, molecular function: electron-transferring-flavoprotein dehydrogenase activity. NCBI's taxonomy places the organism in Eukaryota, Metazoa, Arthropoda, Insecta, Lepidoptera, Pyralidae.
AUCGUGCUGCUGUGGUUUGCUUUCAGUUUCGAAAUUUCAUUUUCAACCUUUUGCACGAUUUUAAGUCAAAAACAAUUUUUAAUAUCAAUCGUAUUGUACAAAUUGUACGUAUGUCAAUGUAAAAAAUGGCGGUAGCGCUUGUUAGUUCGGCUCGUCAGGUCGGGAGGCUAACGAAUGCUGCCAGGAGGUUGUAUUCCGAUGUUUAUCCUAAAAUAACCACUCAUUACACCAUCCACCCUAGAGAUAAGGAUCCAAGAUGGAAAGAAAUAAGUAUGGAGCGUGUCGCAGAGGAAACAGACAUCCUGAUCAUUGGUGGAGGCCCUGCUGGCAUGGCAGCUGCCAUCAGAGCUCGACAGAUCGCUGAGGAGAAGGGAGCUGAAGUUAGAGUUACUUUACUAGAAAAGGCUGCUGAAGCUGGGGGCCACAUACUUUCUGGCGCAUGUGUGGAUCCAAUAGCACUUAAUGAGCUGAUUCCUGAUUGGCAGGAGAAGGGUGCUCCAAUCAAUACACCCGUUACAUCUGACAAGUUUGGUUUCUUAACCAAGAGUGGACGAAUACCAAUUCCAGUUUUUCCUGGUUUACCAAUGUACAACCAUGGCAACUAUGUAGUAAGACUUGGGCAUUUGGUGCGGUGGAUGUCGGAGCAGGCAGAAGCAGCCGGUGCAGAGGUGUGGCCAGGCUGUGCAGCUGCUGAUCUAAUAUACCGCGAUGACGGCUCCUUGAAGGGCGUAGCAACUGGAGACGUGGGUAUUGCCAAAGAUGGCAGUCCGAAGGAUAUGUUCGAGCGAGGCAUGGAGUUCCAUUCCAAGAUUACCAUAUUUGCUGAAGGUUGCCACGGCCAUCUAACGAAGACGCUAUCAAAGAAAUAUAAUCUCAGAGAGAACAGCGAGCCUCAAACUUACGGUAUCGGUCUAAAAGAGCUAUGGGAAGUGCCAGCUGAGAAACACCAGCCAGGUUUGGUCGAGCACACCAUUGGAUGGCCACUCAACAAGAACACGUAUGGUGGUUCUUUCAUAUACCAUCUCAAUGUCUCCGAAGGUGAAUCGCCACUAGUGGCCGUGGGGUUUGUCGUGGGGCUUGAUUAUAGCAACCCAUACCUCAGUCCCUUCAGGGAGUUCCAGAGAUUCAAGCUGCACCCAUAUGUGAAGACCAUGUUUGAAGGUGGCACCCGCGUGGCGUAUGGCGCUCGAGCGCUGGUGGAGGGCGGAUGGCAGUGUCUGCCGAAGCCCGUAUUCCCGGGCGGGUUACUGGUCGGCGAUACAGCUGGCUACCUCAACAUGCCCAGGAUUAAGGGCACCCACAAUGCUAUGAAGAGUGGUAUGCUGGCGGCCGAAGCGGCUGUGGAUCUGAUAUUGUCAGGGGAAGCGACGCACGAUAAAGGAAUUGUGCCAACGUUGUAUGAGGACAAAUUAAAAGACUCAUAUGUUUAUAAGGAAUUGAAGCAAGUACGCAAUUGUCGCCCGUCUUUCCAUACGAAGCUGGGUUUAUAUGGUGGAAUCGCGUACUCCGCAUUCUCAACAUUUGUCCGUGGCAAAGAACCAUGGACCUUCAGUCAUGCCGGUGCGGAUCAUGCCCAACUAAAGCCAGCUAAGGAAUGCACGCCGAUAGAGUACCCCAAGCCUGACGGUGUUAUCACUUUCGAUCUAUUGUCCUCGGUUGCCUUAACAGGUACAAAUCACUUAUGCGAGCUGUGGACUUAACUCUCUGCGCGAUGACCCGUCCCGUUAAGAAUAUAUGGUGUGUUCGAUGGACCCGAAGCUCGUUUCUGUCCAGCAGGUGUAUACGAAUUCGUACCAUUGGAGAGCGGCGAAGGCCAGAGAUUACAGAUCAACGCACAAAACUGUAUACAUUGUAAGACUUGUGAUAUCAAGGAUCCGUCUCAGAAUAUCAACUGGGUAGUACCUGAAGGUGGCGGCGGCCCCGCCUACAAUGGAAUGUAAAUGCACACUAGCAUUGCAUUAUUAUAAACCUUAUAGAUACCAAGAUUAUGAUAUUAAAUCACACGGAUGCUUCCAAACGAUAAGACCUUUAGCUUAUAUAAAUUUUUAUCAUGGUAACUAAUAAAA